GCCGGGCACCAAGUCAGGGCGGGAUCUGCCUGCCGGCUUCUCCGCUCCAGCUUCGUAAACCCAGCAAGCGCCCGAGCCACCCGGGCCCGACGGCUCGCUCGGGCGGGACGGCGGCCGCCGCGCGCUCAGGCUCGGCUUCGCUGUGCGCCCAGAAGAUGAAUCCGUCCUCAGCGCCCCCUCCGCUCCCGCCGCCCGGGCAGCAAGUGAUCCACGUCACGCAGGACCUCGACACGGACCUCGAAGCCCUCUUCAACUCUGUCAUGAACCCCAAGCCCAGCUCGUGGCGGAAGAAGAUCCUGCCGGAGUCCUUCUUCAAGGAGCCGGAUUCAGGAUCGCACUCGCGCCAGUCCAGUACCGACUCGUCGGGCGGCCACCCGGGGCCCAGGCUGGCCGGCGGCGCCCAGCACGUCCGCUCGCACUCGUCACCCGCAUCCCUGCAGCUGGGCACCGGCGCGGGCGCGGCGGGCAGCCCCGCGCAGCAGCACGCGCACCUUCGCCAGCAGUCCUACGACGUGACCGAUGAGCUGCCGCUGCCCCCGGGCUGGGAGAUGACCUUCACGGCCACUGGCCAGAGGUACUUCCUCAAUCACAUAGAAAAAAUCACCACAUGGCAAGACCCUAGGAAGGCGAUGAAUCAGCCCCUGAAUCAUCUGAGCCUCCACCCUGCCGUCACUUCCACACCAGUGCCUCAGCGGGCCAUGGCCGUGUCCCAGCCAAAUCUGGUGAUCAAUCACCAACACCAGCAGCAGAUGGCACCCAGCACCCUGAGCCCACAGAACCACCCUGCCCAGAACCCAUCGGCGGGGCUCAUGGGUCUGCCCAAUGCGCUCACCAGUCAGCAGCAGCAGCAGCAGAAACUGCGGCUCCAGAGGAUCCAGAUGGAGAGAGAGAGAAUCAGAAUGCGCCAAGAGGAGCUCAUGCGGCAGGAAGCCGCCCUCUGCAGGCAGCUCCCCAUGGAAGCGGAGACAAUGGCCACCGUGCAGGCUGCUGUCAACCAGCCCGCCAUGACCGCAGACAUGAGAUCCAUCACCAAUAAUAGCUCAGAUCCUUUCCUCAAUGGGGGACCCUACCACUCGAGGGAGCAGAGCACCGAUAGCGGCCUGGGUUUGGGGUGCUACAGUGUCCCCACAACUCCCGAGGACUUUCUCAGCAACGUGGAUGAGAUGGAUACAGGGGAAAAUGCAGGACAGACGCCUAUAAACAUCAACCACCAGCAGACGCGCUUCCCUGAUUUCCUUGACUGUCUUCCGGGAACAAACGUUGACCUAGGAACUUUGGAAUCUGAAGAUCUGAUCCCUCUCUUCAAUGAUGUAGAGUCUGCUCUGAACAAAAGUGAGCCCUUUCAGACGUGGCUGUAGUCGCUGCCGUUGUAAGUGGGAAGCAGCCCUGACCUGACGUUUCCUGGGCCUCUUGGGAAAGGUGACGGAGCUGAGAAGGUCUGCCUCCACGACUCUCGCUCCCUCCUUUCCACGCGGCCAGUUUAGUCAUUGCCUGGUUUUGAUUGACAGGAACUUAAGUUACACAUAAAUAUUCUGUUCUGAUUUUCUGCAAGCCCGCAUUCCUGAGCUAGAUGAUGCAGGAGUGUGUCCGCAGAAUUGUGUCUGCAGAAUUACUUUUUUCUCUCUGCUGCCCCAUGGCUAAGCUUUAUGUGUGUUAGUGGACAUUUAUGCAUCAGUUUAUUGUAAACCAUAAAAGGCUGACCACAGGUAGUAAAUUCAGAUGGACAUCUUGGUUCAGGAAAUGUGCACAAAAUUAGACCUGAUUUACAGUUUCAGAAACUGUAUGAAUGACAGUAGUACCAAAUGCUUUAAGACCUAUUUAACUUGAGCUUUAAAAAUCAUUGUAUGGAUAGUUAAGAUUCUGCUGUAUGGAAUACAAUGUAGUUUUGAAUCCAUGCUAGCUCUGAGGCUCUUACUACUUUGUAUUGCAAAGGCACAGACAGUGCUAUUAUAGUUUAUUUUUCAUUGUUUUACUGUGUAGCUUCUAGACAACUUAGUCCUUCCGUCAGUAGUAGAAGCAUUAGAGUUCUUAGAGAUCUUGUGAAAGAGACCAGUUUUUACUAAUAAUAAGCAUUUAUUAAACAAAAAAAAUUUAAUUGCAACAUGGAUUUGCUAACAAUGCAACUUAGAAUUUGAUGUUUAUUUAGAAAACACUGUAAUUUUAUAGCUGUUGACCAAGGGCAGCCAUAUGUUUUUGAUAAAUCAGUGCUAAACUGUAUUUUUUUUCUUUUGAAAUUAUUUUGAAGACAUCGGGAUUUCAACCUGAUGGCACAUGCAAUAAGCUGUUGCUUUUCAAAUUCUGAAGCCUUGUCAGUUUUGCUUUGAAGAUCUCAAGUAUUUAAAAUAAGCCUAUCUAUGAAACUGUUUGAAGGAUGAAGCAGAUCUCCAACUGACGUGUAACAAAAAUGCCCUCUGAGGGCCAUCGGUGGAGACAUGUUUCUGAAUGCAGUAAAAUUGAUUCCCACAUAUAUUAUCCUAACCCUGCUUGCGACAGCUACAGUUGGUAUAAAAAGGCAUGAGCUAUGUAUUCAAUACCUCCAUGUAACCAAAAACUUUAUUAGCUUUUAAGGACUGAGCGAGCAUCCUGUUCACCUGGCGUGCAGGCUCCCUGCAUUGCCGAUGAAGUCCUCAAAUGUUUAAUAUUUUGAAUGACAUUAUUUAUAAUCUAUGAAUUUAACCUUUAAAAAAACAUUAAUAAUUCAGGUCUCUGAGAGGAACCUUUCAAUUCCCAUGGUGGGGGCGGGGGGAACUUAUCUUUGGUGAUCUUACCCAAGACCCUUUUCCAUCUGUCAGAGUUUAGAUGUGCAGACCACAUUUGAUCUUGUUGGAAAGAAAGCAAGUGAAAAGGUCAGAGGUGAAGUAGGGAAGUUGCGGAAUAGAGUGGGCAGGAUUCUAGCUGUGAAAGGGGGGUGACGAGGGAUAGCACCCCAAUAGCAAGACAAGCAGGAGGUGUGAGAGCUGCCCUGAAAGAACAGAGCAACGAUUUUCUACUACAACCUCACACCAGUGAUUCUGUUGUGGCAGAAAAGAGGGCUUUGGCGCACUUUACGUGGGAGAAGAGUGCAGGGCCGGCCGUGGGUCUCUAUCCGCACAGCCCGGCGCAGAGACCUGCUGCGUCUCCACACUCGUGAGUGCUUUCUCCUCGCGGACCGCGGUUUAUGUUCCACUAAUUCCUUUCGUUCUCUCAGCACUCUGAGAGAGUGAAGGUAGAUGUUUAUGUUGCUACUAAAUUGAAAGGGAGCACUCUUUCUUUUUCUUUUUUGUAAGCAAAAAUUGCAAAAAGAGUUGUACAUUCUAAGAAAAAAAAAAAAAAAUAAGGGACCUAACAGAACUCAGCAGUGUUACUGUAUUUUUAAAAAAUAUUUUUAUAGAUGCAUUUUCAGGUUAUUAAAUGUAAGAGAAAGAGAUACCCUUCUUUUUUUUUAAGUAGUUAAAUCAUUGAUGAUUUACAUCACCAACUUUUAGAAGUAAUUUUUUAGUAAGUUUAUGGCAUUAGAAAAUUCUAGAAUAAUUUUUAGUGAAAUUAGAACAUUUAUUAAUGAAUAUAAUAAAUAUUUUUCCAAAAUAAAAUAUGGACCCUAUUUGUUUACUAUUAGAUAAAGGGAGAUAUACUGUUUUGUUGUUUUUAAAAGCCAAAAAAAUACGGCUUUUGUUAAAGAACAUUCAAGCCUGAAAUCUAAAGUAAGAGCUUUUUUUGUUUCGUUUCAGUGCUGGGGUUGAACAACCUAGGAUGCAUGCUAGGUCCACAUUCUCCCACUGAGCUACCCCCCAGCCUCCAAAGCAACCUUAAAUGACUAUUUCUUAUUAUUGUAAGUGUUACACACCUCAGAAUUCAUGAUAAGGUGCUAUUUAUACUAUAUAUCUUAUUGUAAGACAACUGCCAGGAUACCUAGUCUUUGUAGUCCUAAAUCAAUCUGUUUUACCAUCUCACCCCACAGUUGUGCUGUGCGAAAGGCCUAUUUUAAAAAGUGAAGUUGAAAAGGAAUUUCAGAGAUCUUUCACUCAAGAUUUUUUUUCCUGAUGAAAUACAUUGUCUUACUAGCAAAUAAAGUGUCAGAACCUGUUGGUAAUUCUGUUACAUCAAAGGAACGGUUAGCCUGUGUUUCCGCCUGUAGGUAGGGUGUGAAAUGCCAUGACUUUCACUGAUGACGGGACGCACGGGAAGCGUGAGGACAGUGGACAGCUCAGGUGCUGCAGUGCGCUGGCCCCACCUGGGGGAACAGCUGUGCCGGGGCGGGUGCGCUGCAGUGAGGCGGGUCGCCGUGACCGUUGUGUUCUCAUCACAUCAGCAGAAAGUCACUUCCGAGAGUACAACUUGGAUUUUAAAAAAAUAGGCUGUUAAAAAAAAAGGAAAUUACAGAUGCAUUGGAUCGGGAAAAUGGGUGAUUGACAGAGACCGUUUCCCUAACACUACAUCAUUUAAUAUGCUAGUACUUUAACUUUUUAAAGAAUUUACUCCUACAUUUUGUAAUAUGACAUAUGUGUGUUUAUUUCUAAUUCCGAAUGUUGUGCGUACAGAAAGUAUGCGCUCAAAUCAAUCAGAUCAAACCAUUUUACCUAGAGUUUGGUACUGGUUUUUACUUCUCUGAUUCUGUAUAAGAAAAAUAAAUACAAAUGAAUUUCCA
Cavia porcellus (domestic guinea pig) is the source of this 4624-nucleotide messenger RNA. RefSeq names its product WW domain containing transcription regulator 1 (gene Wwtr1). The record is from RefSeq and is a predicted model, not a curated record. Bases 156 to 1358 code for a protein of 400 amino acids. Gene Ontology annotation, molecular function: protein binding; transcription coactivator activity. The transcript is spliced from 7 exons. NCBI's taxonomy places the organism in Eukaryota, Metazoa, Chordata, Mammalia, Rodentia, Caviidae. Gene Ontology annotation, cellular component: cytoplasm; nucleus. Gene Ontology annotation, biological process: positive regulation of transcription by RNA polymerase II; hippo signaling.